Messenger RNA from Medioppia subpectinata, 2512 nucleotides. The record is from the annotation of a GenBank genome assembly. NCBI's taxonomy places the organism in Eukaryota, Metazoa, Arthropoda, Arachnida, Sarcoptiformes, Oppiidae.
AUGCAAACACUGACUGUAUGUCUGUAUUGAGUGUUUUGUAUAGGAAUUGAAUGUUUGAAAAUGACAUCAAAUUAAAUGAUUGUAAUCACAGUUAAUGUCAUUAAUGGUAAUGCAAUCGAGAAAAUGCUUUCGAUUAACCGAUGGAGUGGAAGCGUUGGAAGUAUUUCGAUAAGAAGUCGUCUUCCCAUCACUUAGAGGACUCAAUGAGUAAAUAUUCAACGAAAAGUAUAAAUAAUUUUCCCAACUCUUUGAACGACUCAUCGCAUGGAAAGCAUCGGAGGAAUAACUUAUCGCCAAUGAAUGGCAGCAAUAGUCGGUCGCGAAGUGUUUCGCCCGACAAUUGGAGUCCCAAUCGAAGCGUUUACGCGAAUAAAUCUUCGUAUUCUUCGCGGACUAAAGACAGGGACAGAGUUCGCGAUCGCGAGAGAGACAAGUAUUACGAGAAUAAGAAAAAGUCACUCAACUGUCGCUUGACUUCGCGGUCGCGAUCACCGAUCGAGUCCACGAAGAGUUACAAACAGAACUCCGUUAACAAUCACUCGAGUCAUGACUUGACUUCAGAGACCAAAAGCAGUUCCAAUCGUCGGAACGCAUGGAGUGAACAGACGAGUUCUUCGGGACGGAUCUACUAUUAUAAUCACAGGACAGAGAAGUCUCAGUGGGAGAUACCCAAGGAAUUGAAGAAAUAUUCAUCCAACAAGUCAUCGGCGGACAGCCAUUCAUAUCGUGAUAACAGGAAUGACAAUAAGAGUUGUGUCACCUCUUCGUCGAACUCGAAACCCUAUUCGUCACACGAAUUGUCUUCUGGUUAUAGAGAGAAGGAUAGCUCGAGAACUAAGUUGAGUGGCGGCGGAACCACUACUGGAAGCACUAGUAGUAACUCUAAUAGUAGUAUUAGAUCUCAUUCUAAAAGAGACGACGAGUUGAGGCCAUCGGCCGACGACCGGUUGGCCAACGACUCGAAGCGAGUGCCACAACAGACGGACACUAGAAAUAGUGGUAUUAAUUGUGUAAAACGUGAAUCACUUAAGUCUCCAAAUGUCUCCUCAAUUGAAUCUUCAAAUACUGUUUCCAUUAAUAAUAUGAAUAAUAAUAUUAAAAACAAUUCUAAUAAUAAUAAUAACGCAAAUGAUGUGAACUCUAGGACUCAUGGCAUCAGUAGUACUAACCAUAACUAUAACAAUAACAGUUCGGUUUGUGCUCAACAGCUGUUGAAUCAGAUACUGUCUCAACCAUUAUCUCCGACACAAACGCAGGAUCUAAAGAAGCUGUUGAUGUCAUCGCAAGGAUUCCCUGAUAUGCCACUCAAUUUCCCCGAAGAGGCCUUAAGAGCACUGCAACAGGCCUUACAGCUGACCGUAAAGGCGACGGACGCCAAGAGUCAAAGCAGUCAACUGUCGCGACAUCGGCCGGCGUUGAGCUCUCCCCGCAGUGGCGUCGGUGCCUGCAGUGAGUCGCCCGUCUCGACGUCCGGCCACACCGGCCAUCAUCACCGACACAGGCAUCACAUCCCUCACCACAAUCAACAUCACUCUCAUUACAAUCAAACACAACAUCAGAGCGCAGACGGAAUUCGCCAGGAAUUAGAUCUUAUGUUAAGUCGGGCUAACAUUAAUAAGUCACCCAAUUCUGAGAAGAGUGUCAUCUCUUCCACCAGACACGACAGUCCGCCAAACAGUGUCACCAAUAUUUCGUCGGCAAUCAGUUCCGCGUCUCUGAAGCCAUCAGUGCCUUCAGUUCCCACUCUUACGCCUACUUUAGCCAACUUUUACAAAGAAGAGUUAGUGAGUCACGUGACCGGUUGGCAGGCGGAGCACGCGGAGAAGCAGGCGAAGCAAUAUUCGCAACAAUCGCAUGAAUUUGGUUCACAUCAGUGCACCCGAGUGUCGGCCGAACUCAAAAUGGCCCGAUCUCUGGUCAGACUCACCGAAAUUCAAUCCACUCUUCAGGAACAGAGAAUAAUCUUCGCAACGCAACAGAUCAAGAAUGUGGAGGAAUGGAAGGGACAGAACGCCAACCAUUCUUCAUAUCACUCCUAGUAUUGGUAUUUGUGUUAUACUCUUCUCGAUUAGUGGUUAAGACUAUUUGCGAACAAAUAAAUUAUAUAUAAAAUGUAAAAAUUGUUUUCAACUCUUUCUUUAAUUUAAAAAAAGCUGAGUUUAUGUUUACAUUGAAAACAAGUGUUCAAAAACUGAAAUUCUUUUUUAAAAUAUGAGCAAAAAUUAUUGUAAAUUAAAUUCUAAUUAUAAAUAAUUAGCAUUUUUUAUCGAAACGAAAACCAAUUGACACGUUUUUGUUUGUUUUUUUAAUUUGUAAUUAAAUUUGUUAUUUUGAAUUUGAAACGAAUCGCUAAUUUAAUUGAAUGUAAAAUCCAUUUCGCAUAUAAUAUACACCAAAAUACACCGAAACACUCCAUAACGGGUCUCAUUCGCGGGAUAAGGAGUUUUACUUAUAAUUUAUUUCCCGAUUAACAAACAAAAGAGUUUACAUUUUAUUUGAGAGUUAAUUUAAA